Molecule: messenger RNA, 2609 nt
Organism: Acomys russatus (golden spiny mouse)
Lineage: Eukaryota; Metazoa; Chordata; Mammalia; Rodentia; Muridae
Gene: Fam76b
Product: family with sequence similarity 76 member B
Exons: 10
Coding region: 157-1176 (339 amino acids)
Source: RefSeq, a predicted model, not a curated record
AGUGGGUGUCCCGGGACGGCGGCGGAGGCGGAGGGAGACGCGGGGGGCCCGGCGCGUUGCCAGGCCCGGGCGGCAGCGGCAGAGGAGACCGCGGGCGGGGCAGCCGAGUUUUCCGGAGGCCCCGCCUGAGCGCGCGCGGAGGAGCCCGAAAGCAGGAUGGCGGCGUCGGCCCUGUACGCCUGCACCAAGUGCACGCAGCGCUACCCCUUCGAGGAGCUCUCGCAGGGCCAGCAGCUCUGCAAGGAAUGUCGGAUUGCACAUCCCAUUGUUAAAUGCACUUACUGCAGAUCAGAAUUUCAGCAGGAGAGCAAAACUAACACAAUUUGUAAGAAGUGUGCUCAAAAUGUCAAGCAAUUUGGAACACCUAAGCCUUGUCAGUACUGUAACAUAAUUGCAGCAUUUAUUGGUACCAAGUGUCAGCGUUGCACAAAUUCAGAAAAAAAAUACGGACCACCUCAGACCUGUGAACAGUGCAAACAGCAAUGUGCUUUUGAUCGGAAGGAGGAAGGAAGAAGAAAAGUUGAUGGGAAGUUACUGUGCUGGCUGUGUACCUUGUCGUACAAGAGAGUUUUACAGAAGACGAAGGAACAGAGGAAGAGUUUGGGCUCUUCACAUUCCAAUUCUUCAUCCUCAUCUCUUACUGAGAAAGACCAGCACCAUUCAAAACACCACCACCACCACCACCACCACCACCAUCGGCACAGCAGUGGCCACCACAAAAUCAGCAGUCUAAGUCCUGAGCAGGAGCAAGGACUGUGGAAACAGAGCCAUAAAUCCUCUGCAGCAAUUCAGAAUGAAACUCCAAAGAAAAAGCCCAAAUUGGAAUCUAAGCCAUCUAAUGGAGAUAGUAGCUCUAUAAACCAGUCAGCAGAUAGUGGGGGAACAGACAAUUUUGUCCUCAUAAGUCAACUGAAAGAAGAGGUGAUGUCACUUAAGCGUCUCUUACAGCAAAGAGACCAGACUAUUUUGGAAAAAGAUAAAAAGUUAACUGAACUGAAGGCAGACUUUCAGUACCAAGAGUCAAAUUUGAGAACUAAGAUGAACAGUAUGGAAAAAGCGCACAAAGAAACUGUGGAACAGCUUCAGGCCAAAAACAGAGAACUACUCAAACAGGUUGCAGCCUUGUCAAAGGGUAAAAAGUUUGACAAGAGUGGAAGCGUGCUAACAUCUCCUUGAGAAAGUCACUUGUUUAGCGUUUCUGCCUGACAGUGUGUGUGCGGGGUCUGUGAAACCCUUAGAUUCUGUGCAGUGCAAAGAUAUUUUUACAUGCCAAGUACAUUGGUAUGUUUCCUAUUCACUUUUGUAACUGACACACAGCGUUUUUUAAGUUGUAAACAUGCAGAUAAAACUUCAGCUGGUUUGGAGUGUCUUCUUAAUUCUUUGAUACCCAGAACUUUUUUCUAGCAAUAGUAUUAACGGUUGUGGAGUGCACAUGUGUGCGCCGUAUAAAAUGCAACAUGCAAUAAUGGUGUGGUUGGAAGAACAGCAGCAGGGGUUUGUGUUUUGCUUUUGUUUAACACUAUGCUGAUUUCAAAUAAAUAGUUUUCAAUUUAGAAAUGCAAAACUUUUAGACAAGGAAAAUGGUGAACCUGGUUUUUUGGGAAUUGUAUUUUUACUUCAUAUCAACAUGGAUUUAGAGAAUCAUGGUGCUUUUAUUAAAAGAGCUUCAGAGUAUAUGUAAAUAUGUUUUUAAAAGUUACAUCACUAACAUUAGUUUAGCAAUCUAACAUUUCAUUACUGUUAUAGGAUUGAUGUUUACUGUACAGCAUCCAAGGUAAAAUGUUUUUGUUUUGUAAAAACUGUAGAUUUUUACUUACAAGUGCCUUUUUGCCACCUGAUGUUUUUAUUUAUAGGAAUGCUGAUCUUUUGUACAUAUGGUUUGUUUAAAAAUCAUGUUAAUAUGUGUUUGUAUAUAAGUGCAUAUGUACAGAACCCAAUUUCAAAAAGAUCAAAGUUAUUAGUAACAUGCAGGAUUGCAUAUUAAGAAUUAACUGAUAAUGCAUAUAGACUUUAGGUGAUUUUGUGGUUUGCUGCUGUAUCAUAAGGGAAGCUGUUGGUCAUUGAGUUCAUUUAAUUAUGUUGGAGUACUUUCCUAAAGAUUAAUUUUAACUCCAUUUUGAUAGAGUGAUUUUAUUUUUAUGUUAUGUGGCUUCAUGUUUAUAUUUUGUGAGUUAAAUGUUUUGCUUUAUUUUUAUAUAAAAUUUCUUUAAAAUUUAUAAUGUUUCUAUAACGGUCCAUAUAUCUUGCUUUUUUUUUUUAAAUAAUGUGUUGCUAAGUUAAUAUUUAUGUACACCAUUCUUUGUAAAUUUUAAUAGAAAUCUGGAAAAUUAAAUAACUUUUUAUAAACAAAUCCGUGCUUAUGUCUGAAUGAUUGAAAUCUGUAAGAUUCAGACACUAUUUAUAAGUAAUUUGUCUCAAAGAAUAAAAUUGUCUAUAAAAGGUUAAGAUAGUGUGGGAUAGAUUCUGAGAAAUUACAGAUUAGUUUCUGAACUGAAAUGAUUUUCAGCCUAUAACCGAAAUUGGUCUGCUUAAUGUUAGUUCCGGCUCCACGGUGAAUUUUAAAACCUCAGGCAUUGCUAGAGACACCCUAUGACUUCUUUCUCCGAAAU